This is a messenger RNA of Helobdella robusta, 1569 nucleotides long. RefSeq lists its product as hypothetical. The transcript is spliced from 9 exons. Lineage: Eukaryota; Metazoa; Annelida; Clitellata; Rhynchobdellida; Glossiphoniidae. The record is from RefSeq and is a predicted model, not a curated record. The coding region runs from base 1 to 1569 and encodes 522 amino acids.
AUGGUCGUCUUCAUGUCUUUUAUUCAUUCUUCUAUCUUCAAGACGAGGCUCUUCAAUCCCGUCUACCAUAUAGGACAGAUUAAAUUCGAGACGCUGGAGAAUCUAAAAACAAUGACAACGAAGGAAAAACUGCGAGUAAGAUUUCUACGAAAAACUGAACUGUACAAUCCGGUUAAAUGGUCGGAAGCAUUUCAAGAUAAGCUGAUAAAAAGAUUGGAAUGGGACGGAGGAUACAAACAGUUUAGUAUCGAAUCCGCUUUCUACAUAUUCCUGGUUAUCGUUUUUUUGUCCCUAUCCAUAAUGCUGUACACCGGGGAACCUGUCUUAGUCACUGUCAGAUAUGAGAAGUUGCUGGUUGAUAAGUCUGUCAAUAAGACAAAGCUAUCCCGGUUUUGGGAGUGGAUGGAAGUGGUUGUCAACAACACUUACAGCGAGAACAACGAGUUUUACUUCCACGAUAAAUACGACAGCUCCCCUGUCUUGCUGAAACCGCUUUGCAUGCACCUCAUCAAACACAUACCAGAUAAAAAAACAAUAACAUGGAACGCCCUCUCUGACUCGUACGGUUUCUUCGACAACACAACCGUAUGCCUAUCCUUCAACAAACAAGUGGCCCUGGCUGCCAUACGCUACUUGAAAUACAACAGCUACUUUGAUAGCUCCCACGCAGCCAUAGUGGCUUCAGUAUACCUGCACGCCUUUCAUAAUGAUCUUCUUACAAACUUGCUCAUGUAUUUCGAAAUCACUCCCAGCGGUAUGACGAAAAUGAAGAUGAAGGUCACAAACGUAGAACUAUUUCAAGAUACGGACGAUAACUUCCUAUUCAUCUCCUUCAUUUUCUUCCUCUGCGCACUUUUCAGCACUGCGCACGUCAUUCAGAGAAUGGCCGUUUUCGGCUUCGGAAAUUUUGGCAUGGCCGGCCUGUGGUUCGUCUUCUUGAAGCAGUGGCAGGCCUCUCGCCUCCGAAUCAUCCACAGAUUUGAUUUCAACUUUGAAGAGUUCAGUCAGAUGCACGCGCUCUCCACGUUUCCAGCCGCCUUGCUCCUCAUGUUGUACUCGUGGCGCGUCUUCUACUACAGCUGCGUCAACGACAGCAUGAAUGUCUUCUUCUUCAUCAUCGGCAGGAGUUUGAGAACGUGCACUGCCUUCUUCCUUGCCUACACAAUAGUUGUGGCCGGGCUACUUUGCGUCACUAAUAUCUUGGCUACAAUCGACAUGCCGUUUUUGAGACUGCUGGCCAAAGGGAUGGUCCUGUUUGCCAGUGACUGCACCUUCCAACUCGGGCAGACCAGUUCUCAUCAGGCCACAUCCGUCAUCACUUUGAGAGCCCUGAUCUUUGCAACUCUGAUGCUUUAUAAGCUCUUCAGUAUUUCGGUCGUCACCCACCAUGCCGUUAUGCUCCACGUGUAUCCAGUUGAAUCGUCGGUGAACAGAUGGUACCUAAUGUUCAUGAUCGCACGGAUUAUGAGAAAGGAGGAGAAAUUCGUUCAAGUUAGGCAGACCUAUAUCAACAUGUCCAUUCAGAAAUCGAAGAUUAAAUGGUUUAAGAUUAAGCAGAAAAAAAAUUAA